AUGGCCCAUGGACAUGGACAUGAACAUGGUCAUAGUAAAAUGGAACUUCCAGAUUAUAAACAAUGGAAGAUAGAAGGGACACCAUUGGAAACUGUCCAGAAGAAGUUGGCUGCACGAGGGCUAAGGGAUCCAUGGGGCCGCAAUGAAGCUUGGAGAUACAUGGGUGGCUUUGCAAAUAAUGUUUCCUUUGUUGGAGCAUUAUUGAAAGGAUUCAAAUGGGGAUUUGCUGCGUUUGUGGUAGCUGUAGGGGCUGAAUAUUACCUGGAGUCCCAGAAAAAAGAUAAGAAACAUCACUGAAGAUAAUACCUGGAAGUAUCUUUUAAUGUCUUCUUAAUUCUCUUAUAAAAAGAUUUCUUCACUGUAGCCUACUCACCUGUGUGUUUGUUCCUU
Molecule: messenger RNA, 390 nt
Organism: Hippopotamus amphibius kiboko
Lineage: Eukaryota; Metazoa; Chordata; Mammalia; Artiodactyla; Hippopotamidae
Product: NADH dehydrogenase [ubiquinone] 1 beta subcomplex subunit 3
Exons: 1
Coding region: 1-297 (98 amino acids)
Biological process (GO): mitochondrial respiratory chain complex I assembly; electron transport chain
Cellular component (GO): mitochondrion
Source: RefSeq, a predicted model, not a curated record